GGUCCCGCCUCGCUGCCGGAGCGUCCGGAGGACCGCUCAGUGGGAGGAGCGCGGAGUCGGCCUGGGACAUUGCUAGCACCCGCCUGUGUGCUCCGGGAACUGCACUGUGAGCGGUGAGUACCACGCGGCCCCGGGGCGUCCGUGCAGGCCUUUCCCACGGGUGCAGACCCGAGGACACGGGGAGAGCUGCGGGGAGGCGGUGGAGCUGGCUCCUGGGGUGACCUCUCUACUCGCUCCCCAGCCUGCGUCGCUCUGGACUGGGAGUGGCUCUACUCGGCGCCCCGGGAGUUCUCGCCUUGGUGUGAGGGCCGCACCGCCGGGGUGUCAUUGUGCCAGGCCCAGCCCACGGGAUAGAAAGGAACGAUUGUGCCCGGCAGAUUGGAGUCCCCAGCACGGGGCGAAGGCAGGCGGGGUGAGGAUGUUUAUCUCAGCUCCAACUCUUCUGGACCUUGGGAAAUGAAUGAUUUUAGAAGGUGAAGGGCCUGUCUGGAAUUUACAGUCAAGAGCAUAGUUUUUCAGAGACACGUGACCAUCAAUAAGCAUGAAGAACCCAUUUGCACACCUUGCUGAGCCCUUGGACGCUGCCCAACCAGGAAAGAGGUUCUUCAACUUGAAUAAAUUGGAGGACUCAAGAUACGGACGCUUACCAUUUUCUAUCAGAGUUCUCCUGGAGGCAGCCGUUCGGAACUGUGAUGAGUUUCUGGUGAAGAAAAAUGACAUCGAGAAUAUCCUGAAUUGGAAUGUCAUGCAACAUAAGAACAUAGAAGUGCCGUUUAAGCCAGCCCGAGUCAUACUGCAAGACUUUACGGGUGUGCCUGCUGUGGUGGAUUUUGCAGCAAUGCGCGAUGCUGUGAAGAAGUUGGGAGGGAAUCCGGAGAAAAUUAACCCUGUCUGCCCCGCUGACCUUGUAAUUGAUCAUUCCAUCCAGGUUGAUUUCAACAGAAGGGCAGACAGUUUACAGAAGAAUCAAGACCUGGAGUUUGAAAGAAAUAAAGAACGAUUUGAAUUUCUAAAGUGGGGUUCCCAGGCCUUUUGCAACAUGCGGAUAAUCCCUCCUGGCUCGGGAAUCAUUCACCAAGUGAACCUGGAGUAUUUGGCAAGAGUAGUGUUUGAUCAGGAUGGAUGCUACUACCCAGACAGCCUCGUGGGCACAGAUUCACACACGACCAUGAUUGACGGCCUGGGAGUUCUUGGUUGGGGUGUGGGUGGUAUUGAAGCAGAAGCUGUCAUGCUGGGUCAGCCCAUCAGCAUGGUGCUUCCCCAGGUGAUUGGCUACAAGCUGAUGGGGAAGCCUCACCCUCUGGUGACAUCCACGGACAUCGUGCUCACCAUUACCAAGCACCUCCGACAAGUGGGAGUUGUGGGCAAAUUUGUGGAGUUUUUCGGGCCAGGAGUGGCUCAGCUGUCCAUUGCUGACCGAGCUACGAUUGCCAAUAUGUGCCCAGAGUAUGGUGCGACAGCAGCCUUCUUCCCGGUUGAUGAAGUUAGCAUCGCGUACCUGCUGCAGACAGGCCGCGAGGAAGACAAAGUCAAGCACAUUCAGAAGUAUCUUCAGGCUGUAGGCAUGUUUCGAGAUUUCAACGACACCUCUCAAGACCCAGACUUCACUCAGGUUGUGGAGUUAGAUCUGAAAACAGUUGUGCCUUGCUGCAGUGGACCCAAAAGACCUCAGGACAAAGUCGCGGUGUCUGAGAUGAAAAAGGACUUUGAAAGCUGCCUUGGAGCCAAGCAAGGAUUUAAAGGUUUCCAAGUUGCUCCAGACCGUCACAAUGACCGCAAGACGUUCCUCUAUAGUAACAGUGAAUUCACUCUCGCUCAUGGCUCUGUGGUAAUCGCUGCCAUCACUAGCUGCACAAACACCAGCAAUCCAUCCGUGAUGUUAGGAGCAGGAUUGUUAGCAAAGAAAGCUGUGGAGGCGGGGCUGAGUGUGAAGCCUUACAUCAAAACCAGCCUGUCUCCUGGAAGUGGAGUGGUCACCUACUACCUUCGAGAGAGUGGAGUCAUGCCUUACCUGUCCCAGUUAGGGUUUGAUGUGGUGGGCUACGGCUGCAUGACCUGCAUCGGCAACAGUGGACCCCUUCCUGAACCUGUGGUCGAGGCAAUCACCCAGGGAGACCUCGUAGCUGUUGGCGUUCUGUCUGGGAAUAGGAAUUUUGAAGGCCGAGUCCAUCCUAACACACGAGCCAACUACUUAGCAUCCCCCCCUCUGGUAAUAGCAUAUGCGAUUGCAGGCACCGUCAGGAUUGACUUCGAGAAAGAGCCUUUGGGAGUGAACGCACAGGGCCGGCAAGUGUUUCUGAAGGACAUCUGGCCCACGCGAGAUGAGAUCCAGGCGGUGGAAAGGCAGCAUGUCAUCCCCGGGAUGUUUAAGGAGGUCUAUCAGAAAAUAGAGACUGUAAACAAAAGCUGGAAUGCCUUAGCAGCCCCGUCAGAGAAGCUGUAUGCGUGGAAUCCCAAAUCUACUUACAUUAAGUCGCCACCAUUCUUUGAAAGCUUGACUUUAGAUCUCCAGCCACCCAAGUCCAUAGUGGAUGCCUAUGUGCUACUGAAUUUAGGAGAUUCAGUAACAACGGACCAUAUCUCUCCCGCCGGCAAUAUUGCAAGAAACAGCCCUGCGGCUCGCUACUUGACGAACAGAGGCCUAACACCACGAGAGUUCAACUCCUAUGGCUCCCGCCGGGGUAACGACGCCAUCAUGGCCCGGGGGACAUUUGCCAACAUUCGCUUGCUGAACAAGUUUCUGAACAAGCAGGCACCUCAGACUGUCCAUCUCCCCUCAGGAGAAACCCUUGAUGUAUUCGACGCUGCUGAGCGGUACCAGCAGGCUGGACUUCCCCUGAUUGUUCUGGCUGGGAAAGAAUACGGUUCAGGCAGCUCCCGAGACUGGGCAGCCAAAGGCCCUUUCCUGCUGGGAAUCAAAGCUGUCCUGGCAGAGAGCUAUGAGCGCAUUCACCGCAGCAACUUGGUUGGCAUGGGGGUGAUCCCCCUUGAGUAUCUCCCUGGUGAAACUGCAGACUCUCUGGGACUCACAGGUCGGGAAAGAUACACUAUCAACAUCCCUGAAGACCUCAAGCCUCGCAUGACGGUGCAGAUCAAGCUGGACACUGGGAAGACCUUCCAGGCCGUGAUGAGGUUCGACACUGAUGUGGAGCUCACGUACUUCCACAAUGGAGGCAUCCUGAACUACAUGAUCCGAAAGAUGGCCCAGUAGGUGCUGACCUCUCAGGAGACCCGCACUUGGUGCUAGACCCAAUGAGGAACCAGGCCCCCACUGGUGGAGGCCUGGCAGAGCAGCCACAUCUACUUCUGAUGAGGGUGCUGGCAGGAUGAGCAAGUGGGCACUGCCAUUCCUGGAGGCACAGAGCCAGGAGUCUCUAGUUUUGUGAUUUGUUCAUCUUUUUAUCCCUUUCUGUAAUCUGGAUUCUAGAAUCACGGGAAGGUCCGUAGUACCAAAGAGAACUCGCUUCUCUUUAAAGUCACGGACAUUGAUUUUUUUCCCUCUGACUAAUCUUGAGCUCAGCACUAGCCAGUAUUCUCAGAAGUGGCUCCUACCCUUUCUGUUGUUCUGUGUUUGUCUCUGCUCGGUGACACCCUUCCCUGGAGAGCCCAGUCCUCCGUGUAUUACACCAGUGUUAACUGACAUAGCAUAGACCUUCUUCACACUUCAGAUUCAUAGCAGCGAUGGGAUCCCUUCCUUUGAAGUGAACAAGUCCUUGUAGAUAGGUCACCCGUCAAAAGUGUUUGAUUAUCUACCUUUCAAUCAACAUGAGAUUGCCUCUUACCAUUUUCAACGAUUGUUGACAGGGGUCCUUUGUUUGAAAAUAACUGGGGAGAGAUACGGGAUUUCUAAUUUGAAUAAGAUUAAAUAUAUUUUCAUGAAAACGUGUUGGCUUUGGAGUUGAGUUCUGUCGGGGGAAUGUCGCGACACUGAGAGCCCCGGAAGUCCUUCGAGUCCUUCGAGUCUGCUGUUUGUACCCCUGCGUCUGAGCUGCGGGCACAGAGGGAACACUGUGGAGCCAGCGUGUGAGCAGCUAGUGUCAGCGCAAAGGACAAGAAAGCACCUUCUGUCUUGGUCACAGCAGCAGCAAAGAGCAUAUCGCAACUUCUUGGUGCCCUAAAAUCUCUUCACUGAUCUUCAUAACUGGAAUUAUUUUAGGGUGUGCCUUAUUCUGCUCAGGCUGCUGUAGCAAAAUGCCUGAGUAAGAACCAGAACUGAGAACUGAGCUGUGAGUGACCCAAACCCUGAGCCUUGUCCAGACCACCCAGUGCCUGUGAUGGAGUAAACAUUCCGCUGGGGGAGGGGUUGCUUUGUCUCUCUUAACGUUUUAUCUUUUCUUUCCUUCUUUUCUUUUUCUUUUUUUCUUUCUUUCUUUCUUCUUUUUUGUUGUUGAUGUUGUUGUUGCUGUUGUUGUUUGGUUUUUUUCGAGACAGGGUUUCUCUGUAUAGCCCUGGCUGUCCUGGAACUCACUCUGUCAGCCAGGCUGGCCUUGAACUCAGAAAUCCACCUGCCUCUGCCUCCCAAGUGCUGGAUUAAAGGUGUGCGCCACCACCGCUA
Molecule: messenger RNA, 4555 nt
Organism: Mus musculus (house mouse)
Lineage: Eukaryota; Metazoa; Chordata; Mammalia; Rodentia; Muridae
Gene: Aco1
Product: aconitase 1
Exons: 22
Coding region: 542-3211 (889 amino acids)
Biological process (GO): intracellular iron ion homeostasis; citrate metabolic process; negative regulation of translation
Cellular component (GO): Golgi apparatus; cytosol; endoplasmic reticulum
Molecular function (GO): 3 iron, 4 sulfur cluster binding; aconitate hydratase activity; 4 iron, 4 sulfur cluster binding
Source: RefSeq, marked validated